AUGGAGGAGACUCCGCGGACGGCGGCUGCCGUUCGGCUCUGCGAUGUCGAGCCUUCGUUAGGCGCUCAGGGAGAUCAUUGGGAGGUCACGAUGGCUGCUGGACAGCAGGAGGUCGCACUGGAGACUUCAGCAGCAUCGGCGCAUGAAGCCUGCAGACAAUGCCAACAAGAAGAGACCGGCAGGGCGCCUGCGGCGGCGCAGGCAUCGCCCCUUCAUGACCUUGCGCCGUUCGUUGAUCGGACCGGCCCAAACACAGGGCAAGAGAUAUCAGUGGCCUCUUGUGUCACUCGAGAUCCGGCGGGCAUUUUUAAUCCUGUUUGCUGGGCGGACCGCUAUCGCCAGCGCUUUGUCUCACCGCUCCACGUGCCAGGGGCGCCUGAGCUCUCAAAGAAAACGCGCAGACGCCUUCUCCAGUUCAACAUUGUCGAUCUCGUGGAUGCGACACUUGACGCGCUUGCUUUCCAGACGUCUCUCGCAUCUUCACUCUUCUUACCACGAGCCCCGGGGCUCAGCGCCUCACGCCCCGAGGCUCCCUCUUCGUUUCCCUCUCUACAUCCACCGGCUGCUGGGAACGCGUGCCGGGACCCGCAUGCCCCCCCUCCGCGGAGCGCACCGGCGUUGCCUUCGGGCCUGCGGAGAUCAGCCCGCGACCAGAAUGAAGCAGAGCCAGUCGCCCCACAGGCAGACCAAAAACAUGCGGGCGGUCAGGAAGGAACCUCGCCGAUCUUUUUCAGCGAGGGAGCUUCUUUUCAAUCUCCAUUUUCGUCAUCACACCGUCGGAGCCGCCCUUUGGGGGGACGCCGAGGUGCUCAAGCCUCUCCAGAAGAGGACGCCGAACACCCAGCUUCGCACGCCCUUCAGAGUUCGCGGCUCGCCCCCGCUGUCGCUGCGCCCCUUCGGGCCCUAGAUGCAGCGGCCGUGAACAACUGCACUCCGGGGCGGGGACCCGCGCGGCGUCUGUCUCCUCGUCCGAAGCCGGGUGCCCGACUCGCCGCGAGACAGAGAGACAGAGCCCACGACUCCGAUGCCCACGCCUUCCUCUCGUCUGCGUGCACCCACCCGGUCUACGAGCUAAUGGCUUUGCACAUCCGAGGGGCCCCCGCUGAGGCUGCGACGACGAGGGACGCAGCGCAUCGCGGGACGUGUCGGGAGGGCCUUCGUGCAGGCCCUGAGUCUGACGUCGGUCCUUCACUUUGCGCAGCCAAGUCAGCGCCCGCGCAUGGAGGCGCUCGCGCCCUCCACGGUCCCAGCGAAGGCCUCCAAAGCUGCUGCAUCCUUCACUCGCAGCAAGGCGCCGAUCUCGGCGGUCUUCCCGCCCACUUCGUCUCUUCAGACGUCCUUUCCAACGUGACCCAACAGCCCGCGACAUCGUCACAGAGCGACGGCAGACCAAGCGCAGGCGCGGGGGGCGAGGAGCGUCGCAGGGCGUGUUCAGAAGCAGAGAGAGACGCCCGAGCUAUGGUCAGCGAUUGCCUUCGCCCCAUGCUGCCAGAACUUCCUGAAGGAGCCUCGUCUGCUCCAUGCGCCGCGCACGCGUCGCUCGAGAAGAUCGCAACCUCGACAACGAGGGCUGUGGCCGAAGAGAGACUGCGGGGAGGGCCCGGAGUCUGCGGCACCUUCUGGAGGCUUGCGGGAAAGGCGCAGCUCUACCAGGUGCCCACACCCGAGGCAGGCGCGGAGCUGCGGGAUCGAGAGACACUUUGCCGUGUGCCCGAUAUGUCCGCUUUCAUCGCGUCUGCGCCUGAGUGCGCCGCGCCCCUUCCUCACCACAGCUUCUCUGGAUUUGCCUCCUUCGUCGAACUGCGCCGGGUAAAGUCGCGCUUCGACCCGAAAAACGCGAACGGGGCGGGGCAGAGACCCCGCGGCCUCAGUGUCGCUGGGCUUCCCAUGCUGAGUACUGCAGCGCCACCGCCUCUCGCGGCUGCGCUCCCGAGCCUCGACGCGUUCCGCGAGGAGGUGGAGGCGGCGGUCCGCCUCCCGGCCUGCAUGAAGCCCGAGCAGCGCCCCACAGGACACUGCGGAGCUGUGGGGAAUUCACGUCCUUCGGGAAGCAUGUUGACAGAGGUGAAUCAACACGAGGGCCCCCAUACGAACUGCAAGCGACCCGAGGCGCACAAGAGAGAACGCGGCGAAGUCGCAGUGGAACCAGAAAGCACCUGCGUCUUUCGCGAGACUCGCGACGCAGACCCAGGCGGUGGGAUCGCCUCAGAUCAUGCGUUGCGACCGCCAGAGGGCGAGGAGUGCGCAAGGCGACUUCCCUCCGCUCCGCAUGCCUCCGCCGGCGGUGAGGGGCGGCUGCAGGCGGACGACGCGGCAGGUGAGGGCACUCGGCAAACGCGCCCCGAUGAGGUGGCGUCUCCACGCGCCGGGAGGCCUUCACACGCCAGAGGACUGAGACAUCGCAGCGGGGCAAGCGGCUCAGAGCGAGCAGAGGAGCCAUCAGAGGAGCGAGUAGAGGCGCAUGCCAAAGCGCGUCUUGAUGGUGGGCCCCCUGCGGGUGCCGCCGGGCCUGUCGCAUCAGAUAAGCGCCCUUCGACAACAGGCGCGCAAGGCGGUGCGGCAGGCCCCUCGACGAGCGGAGGCUGCCCGGUCUGUUGGCAGUGCAGGAAGCCGAAACCCGUUGCGGAAGUCUACCAUGUGGCGAUCAUUGGCGGCGGCAUCGCAGGCAUCAUGGCGGCGAGUCUUUUGCGGCUGUUCAACUGUCGCGUGGUCCUCAUCGAGGCGUCUCAGCGCCUCGGAGGGCGCAUCCACACGCAGCUCCUUCCUGCUGUGGGGGGGGGCGCCCCCGCCGCGACCGACGAGGCGUCUGCUAUGGGGCCUGCCUGCGCUGCCUCGCCAGCACCCGAGGGCACCAGAUAUUCAACGCACGCUCGGGCUUCAUGCGCGACUCUUCGCAGAGGUCUGCGGACUGCAGUGGCGACGUCUGCCGAGGCCGGGGGCGCCGAUACGAAGCCGAGCACGCCUUCGAAAGCGAUCGACUCGCGUCCAGCUGACGCGAGCGCGGUCGAUAAGAGAGUCGCGAAUAAGGGCGAGAGGGCGAGGCACGAGAAGGACCCCUGCCUCAAGGACGACGGCGCCCCGGGGCGGAAACGAUCCAAGUACUGGGUGUUCGUGGAAGAGGACUCGGAGGAAGAGGCCCGCGGGGCGCUUGACCCGCCACGCCGUCGACGGGGCGCAAAUGACGCGCAUACGCAGCCUGACGCUCCGCAGAAGAGACGCCGGAAGGUGCGGGCGGACUUCCAAGACUUUCUGGUCUACGACUCGAACGGCGGGGCCUUCGGCGGGGCGACACCGCCCUCAGGAGGACUGCCGCAACGAGUCGCGCGCCACCGCGGCUCGCUAGCAGCAGCUGGGCGAGGGAGGGACGGCGCCGCAGACCGCCCCAGCAGCGGCAACCGCGGACGCCGAGCGAGCGGGCAGGCAGAGGCGACUGCGGAGGGGGUGCGGAGGGCAGCUACCUCGCCGCGGCGAAAUGGCGGCGCCGAGUCCGCAGGGCGCAACGGGCGCGAGCGCUUGGAAACGGGAGUGAAGACCGGCAAGAAGCGCGUUUCGCGGAAGGACACUGCACCAACCCCGGCCGCAGAUCCGAUCGACUUCUCGACUGGCGCUUCCUCCGUGUCUGGCGCCCCGUCUCGCUCAGACUCCUCUGGCAGUCGACAGUCUCCUCUCUGCCGCAGCGUCUCACCCCCCUUGCCUGAUCACCCUCACACCGCGACGCGCUCGCUUGUCGCCGACUCCGAGGGCGCUUCAGCAGCUGCGCCCGAGCGAGCAGGCCGCCGAGGCGCGCGCUGCGGGGACGCGCCCUUCCUGCCCGUGACGGAACUCGGCGGCGCGGCGCGUCCCCUGUCUCCGCGCAGCUGCAGCACCCAGGCUGGGACCCCCUGCCGCGCCCCAGCUGCGCUUCCUGCCGUCCCAGUGGAUCUGGGGGCCAACUGGCUCAUGUUCGACAUGGACGCUCCACAGUACGUCUGGCAUCUGGCGGCGCGCUUGGAGGUUCGCUCGUGCGCCCUCUGGGGGCCCGGGGGCAGCCCCGGCGAGAAGGCGGGCGCGGGCGGCACCAGCGGGGCGGUGUGGGAGCCCAUGGUCUUCGGCACGCGCUGGCUGGACGCGCGCGGAGACCCCGUGCCCGCGGGCCGCGUCACCCUCCUGUCUGACGUGAAGGACGCGGUAAUUGAGCGCGCGCGCCAGGGCGCCGCCGAUGCAAGGCGCGAGAGGCGGCGCCUGGCCGCGAGGCCCCAGCAGCCCUCGCGUCUCCCCGCGCGGCGCCCGCCUUCGCCGAGCGACGCGGGAGACAGGGGCGCGGUGGUGGAGGAGGACGCCACAGUCGCAGACGCAGCCAACGACAGGCGCAGGCAGGGGCGCCGCGCAGAAGAGGGAGAGAGGGACGCGGCGCGCCGAAGCCGAGCAAUGGAGGGAGCCGACGAGGCGAGCAGGGACGCUGAAACAAAAGGCAGAUCUGGGCGCGCGGCGGGGGCGUUGCUGCGGACUGGGGGCUCGAACUGCGCAGGGUGGAGCCUCGCGGAUGCAACUCCGCCGGAGGUCUCGAAGGGACGAAACGAGCUGGAAAAUAUUUCACCAGUCGAGCCGCCAGCAGACGUUUCGUUCGCGUCUGCCAAUGCCCAGGCGCAAGCGGUAUGCGACGCGGGAGAGGCGCGAGGCUUGAGCGGCGCAGGCGGCUCAUCUGCCGGCGACGCAGGCACGCCGAGGCAGCCGUUUGUUCCAUUUGCGAGGCCAUCUGCCUUCGGCGCUUUGUCUCCCUGUGCCCCAGCGGCCGGUGGCGCGGGGCCCCUGUCUGGGGGAAGUCCCCUCUGCGAUGCGUCGCAGCCCGCGGAUCUGAAACACCUUCCAAGUGUAGGUCCUUCGCCCUGUCCUGCCCCGGCCGCUGCACCGCAGGGGGCUCCCGGCGGGUCCUUCCAUCCCCUGAGCGCGCUGCUGCCCCCGCCGAUGCAGGCCCUUUGUCGCCAGUUCGAGGCAAAGAUCGCGGCCACCAGGCAGAAGGCGGCGCAAGAAGGGCGAGGCCCUUCUUCCAGCUCGCCAACUCCCACUGACCACGAGACACGUGCGCGCAUUCUGUCCGCGACGCUCCAGUCUCCCGUGAACGCGCUUUUCUGCCGCUUUCUUCAACAACUCGCGCUCCGCGGCCUCCCGCCCGCCAACGCCCUCCCCAAGCCGCAUGCUGUCUCUCUCCCGACGCCCGCCGGCGCCCCGACCCCUACCGGCACCGGGCCCGCGUUGGGCUCCUCAGUUUUGGGGCUCCCCACGGCCAGGUCCCUGCCCUCGGCGACUCUCACGGGCACGUGGGGCCCCCCGCCAGGUCUCGACAACAACCUUUCGCCUCCGUCCAGCGGCUCAGGCGGCGCUCCCUGCAGCGGCUCGCCGUCUGCCCCAGGGGCGCCGCGUCUUCCCUCCGGCAAGGCAGCCGCAGGCGCACAUGCUCAAGGCCCCGCCUCCGAGCCUGCCGCGACUUCUGCAGCGUCACUGAGCACAAUGACGGCGGGUCUGAGCGGCAACAAAACCCCUGGUGCGUUGGCGGACUCGCAUGGAAGCCCCACGAGCCCUCGCGAACCGCGUGAGGCGCUCGACGGCGCCGCCAUCGCAUCCGCGGCAGGACGCGACCCCGCAAAGAAUGACUCCGACCGCGUGCGCGCCGAAUCAGAAGCCGGGCGAGGCCUGCAGCCCGCUUCUGCCCGAACGGGGGCCGCGGGCACCAGUCUCGGCUCUGCGCCUGGAGAGGCCUCGGGGAGGCCGGAAUGUGUGCUGGCAGGCGACGAAGCAAAGCUCGUUCAGCUUCUUUCAGCCCCCAUUCCGCCUUUUUCGCCCGACGCUUCGCCCACAGCGACUGCAGGCGUCGGCGCCGCGCCGGCCGCGCGUUUCGGUGGCGCCGCAGCGGAGACGGUGGGGGCGCCGCUCGGACCGAGGCCCGCUGCGCUCCCGACUUGGGCUGCUGUCCCCCUUGCAGCGGGGCGGGCGGGGCCACCUGGCCCGACGCCGGGGCUUGCCGCGGCGGCGCCGAGGGCGCUGGAGGUGGGGCGACCGCUGCUGCCGGGGAAGGCCGUUGCGCCCGCCACGGUGCAGUGCCUCCUCGCUGCGUCUGCAGCCCGCCUGGCGCCCGCGUCGUCCGUCAGUCUGGCCUUCCUCGCGGAGUCGCUGACGCAGCCGCUCCCGCCCAGUUCCUCGUUGAGAGUCCCGGCCCUGUCGCAGCCGGCGCAGGGCGGCUUCUCCGCGCGUCCGCAGCAGUAUGGAGACACUUUCGAGAGACUCGCGCCAGCCCUCCGCCGUCUUCACCGCCUGCUGCUCGCUUCGCUCGCCUCGCCACUCCCUGCCGCCUAUUCCCUCACGCCCUCUACUCCAGCGGGCCCUGCAGCCCUCACCGCCGCUGCCCUCGCCUCCCGCGCCGGCGCUUCUGCUGUCUCUUCUGCACAGGCUCCUCAGGCGACCGCAGCCGGUUCGGGCGCUCCAGGCGCCGGGGCCCGCAGCCCGCUGGGGGACGGGGGCCGCCCAGGAGAGGGGAACCGAUGCGGCGGCGGACAGGAGGGCGGGCUCGUGGAAGACUCCGUGCGCGCAGAGGCGGCCGCGAAGGCGCGCGAGCGCGGGGCGUGCGGCGCGCCCGGUUGCCGCAUCGACUGCAGCAACUUGAAGACUGCGCUGAUGAGCGCGUGGCGGUGCGUCCGCGAGCACAGAGACUUGCCUGCGGGGCUGGCGAGCUUCCUCGAAGAUGGUGUAGACCGCGCGCGCGGCUCGCGAGAGGCGAAGACACGCGCUGGAAAAAACGAGAAGACAGCGGGGCGCUCCAGCGGUUUGCUCGCCGCGAGCAGGAGGCCAGACAAAGCCACUGAGGGCCCGGAGGCCGCGUCGAAGACGCCGAACGGGGCGCGCAUCCACUCAGCGUCUCGUGCGCGGCAGCGGGCGCCUCGAUCGGGCGACACCAAAGUAUCUGCGCAGACUGAAGUGAAGAGACGCGGCCUGGCUUCGUCGCGGAGGUCAUCGUCGGCUGCCGCCUCGUCCCUCACUUUCCCGCCCGUCAGUGGGGGACUCGUGGCGACGCGGGGGGUGAGGAGGAAGCGCCGAAGAGUUGCGCUGGCGGAGGAAGACGCCGGCGCGGGUACAGAGUGGGACGCAGGGCGCCGCGGGGGACUCGGGUGCAGCGCGGCGUGGGCCCCUUCGGCGGUCGGAGAGGCGGCGAUGCGGAUGCCGGCCCAGACGCACCGCCACUGGAAGAAAUCUGAUGAGGAGGUGAUUCUCAAGAUGCUGCAGCGCUCGUUCGGCUACGUGGCUGACUUGAGCGAAGUGGCCGCCGACGAACUCCUGGGCGCGAGCGAAGAAGACGUCGAAGCGGAGGAGGAGCCCCACGGGAGUGUCUCCGCCCUCCGCGACCGUCCGCCGGGGGACGCGGCCAAAGCGGCGGCGGCCGCGGUCGGAGGCGAGCGCGCGUUCGCGCUGCGAAGAGACACACGCGCCCCUGGGGAAUCGGUGGAGACGCGCGGCGGCGCCUUCAAGCUUGCGGCAUCAAGACGCGGAAGGGACAGCCUGGCGGGCGCCCGUGGAUGCGAGGGGCGCCGAGAGAAAGGGGGUCAGACGCGAGGGGACUUGCAGCUGGGCUCCAGCCGAGAGGGCGCCGACCGCGAAGAAAGCGGCGGACGCGAAGAGACAAAGGGUGAACGAAGCGCCGUGAGGCGGGCGGCGCGCGGGCGGCGGCCUUUCUUCCCGUUUCUCUCAGCAGAGAGCUACCGGCAACUGGGCCUUCGAGAAAACAUCCUCUUCGCGCGCCGGAAAUUCGAGGGCGUACCGACGCCCCAUCUCUUCGAGCCUGAAGCGGCAGAUGGCGAUCGGCUCUUCACGGAUGGAUACGCCUGGUUGCCGACGCUGCUGGUGCGCACCUUCGGCCUCGCGGAGCAUGCCCUCCUCGGCUGGCAAGCUCGCCGCGUUGAGCUGAUGCCUCCUCCCCUUUCCUCUUCUUGCUCUUCUUCCUCUCAGUCGUCUGCUCACAUCUCUUCGCCUUCCUCUUCUUCGUCGCCCGAUGCCGAGUCGCCGGUGUUGCAGGACUUGCAGAAUGAGUGCGCGGCUGCUGAGUCGCACUGCGAGACAGUCCGCAGCGCGUCUUUCGAAGCGUCCGCCUCGUGCGCGGCGCUCGUUUCGCGCGAGACGACGGAACUUUCGCCGCUUCUAAGCGACCCCGCCGCCUCCCGAGCUGGCGCGGCGGGACUCGACACCGAAGAAAAAAAUGCAAGCGAUACUCCGACGGCGCGCGACGUCGCGGAGGCCUGCGACAGCCUACGGGCCUGCUUGGCUGCCUGCGACCAGCGCGCGGAGACCUCCGCCGCGGGCCUGCAGGACAACCACCGGGCGUACGCCGAAGCGCGGAAGGCGGACGCGUCCUUCUGGCCGUGGAUUGGCUUUCCGUAUCGAGGCGUGCGCAUCGGCCUGCAAAGAUACACUCGGCAGGAGGUGGCUGUCGGCGAGGCAGAGCCGCGGCGGCGGCCUGGCGCAGGCAGCCACGGCGGCGCUGCGAGGCAGAAAGCAACGAAGGCCGAUGGUGCAACAGGAAGUCGCCGCCCGCCUGACGACGGAGCGACGUAUGUGAACCUUGAAGAGCUCAAGGUACCUGAGGCACGAAGAGAGGAGCGCGGAAACGACGCGGAGGAGGAGAAGGAAAUGGAGCAAGCGGAGGCGUGCCGCACGCAGGACAAGCGCGGGACACAGACUGAGUCGGACUGCUGCAGGUGUACGGACACCCGAGAGGUCUACGCGAUGAAAUGCAUCGUCAGCGUGCCGAUCGGCGUUCUGAAGAAAAACGUGAUUUCGUUCCAGCCCGCGCUCUCAGCCAACAAGCAGAACGCCAUAAGGCGCUGGGGUGCAGGGGCCCACAACAAAGUUAUUCUUCGCUUCACAGACGUCUUUUGGCCGCCGUCAGCUCCGUUUCUCAACCCGUCCUUCACGCCGCUUUUUCAGUUCAUGAAUCUGCAUGCUUUCGGCAAGUCGAACUGCCUCGUCGCCCACAGCUUUGGGAAUUACGGCUGGCGGCUGGUGGGGCGUGCGCGCGAGCGCCGGCGGCGGCGGAGGGACGCGCGGGCUGGGGAGGUGACGAGCGCCGCACAGAGCUGCGGCGACCACGCGAAGGCCGAAAAAGCCGCAGGCGAGGCCUUCGGGCCGCCAGUCGCGCAGGUGGAGAGGCGCGUGAAGACCGAGAGGAUGGGCGCGUCUCUGUGUGUCGAGUCGGCACAUGGAGCACGAGGAGAAGGCGUCAGACGGACGCCGCGAGCCCGCGAGGCGUUGGCCGGUUCCCGUGCCUCGUCGCGUGCUUCAGCGUCGUCGUUUCCGUGUUCGCGCAGAUCUUCCAAGCGGCGCUGCUCAGGUUCCGGCGCGGCUCGCGUCGACCCCUCUUCGGGUGUAAGUACACCGGCGCACGCGGCGGCGAGCCCGCGGCGCCGCUCCAGCCGCCUCGCGCGGCUUUCGGCGAAAGGCGAGAGUGUCCCAACAAGUGCGAAAGUCGAGUACGAAGCUGUGCAAGCUCUGGCACCGCCGGCCGACGUCGAGAGGAGCCAGGAUGAGGGUUUUUCCACCUGCGAAAAAGACGCAGAAGAACAAGGGGAAGAAGACACCGCAUUCUUUCGCGACCACUGGGCAGUGUGGGAAGAGACGCGAAGAGACGCUCCACCCGGCGGCGAAGCACUCGAGGCGCGGGCCUGCGUUCCCGAUGAAGACGUCGUGGAGGAGUGCUGCCUCGUUUUGAAGCAGAUGUUUCGCCUCGCGGAAACGCCGCGGCCUCUGCAGGCCAUCGUCACCCGCUGGGAUGAAGAUCCGCUCUACCACUGUUCCUACGGCUUCGCCUCAAAAGACUCGCGCGAGGGCGACCAGUAUCUCCUCGCGCAGCCUCAUCCCUGGGUGCCGUCGUUUCCGCUGCCUCUGAACCGUCUCGCCUCGACCGCAGACUCGCCGCCAUCGCCUUACUCUGCGCACAAGACGCUGGACCUCCUGCGGCAAACCUCUCUAAGCACUGCCUCGACUUUCCCACCCUCCUUGAUCGUUCCCCCUUCUGCCUCGUUUUCUGCUGCUUCGUCGUCUUCUGCUUCGCCUUCUUCUUCGUGUGCUCCUCCCUCUGCAUCUUCUUCUGCUUCUGCAUCUUCUUCUGCCUCUGGUGGCGCGGGCGCGCUCGUCGCCUUGUCUGGCGCGGGUGCGGCUUCUCGGGAGGCCGUCUUUUCCCCUAGUUUGUCAGACAGCUUCGUAUUUUUCUGCGGCGAACACACGAGCGACUUCGGUCAGCAAUGCGUUCACGGCGCGAUGCACUCUGGCGCACGCGCCGCCGCCGAGUGCCUCGCGUCCCUUCUUUCCUGCGAAGGCGUGCCCUGGCUAGACCCCGAAUGGGGACAGCCCCCCGCGGCUGCGCCUCCGUCCUCCUCUUCCACCUCCACUUCCUCCUCCUGUGCUCCCUCUUCUUCUUUCUCGUCUUCGUCUGGGGCUUGCGUCUCUGGCACUGGCGCGGAGGGAGGCGCAGAGGCCGCAAGGGCCGCAGGGGCCGCAGAGGCCGCAGAGGCGGCGGCGUCGAGAGGAGGGGAGACGCACGCCGCAUCGCUGAAGCGGAGCGCGGCGGAGGCUGGAAGGCAGGCGGUGGACGACUGGCGCACGUGGUGGUUUGGGACAGACAAGGCGUUCGUUUUUGGGCGCGACGCAGACACGCUGCACUCCGCGCCCUUCGACGUCUUCCUGCGCCCGGCUCUGAGCCGCGAGGCGCGCGCGAUCCUCGUGAACCGCAGACUCGCCGAGGGCCUCCGCGCAGCGCAGAGCGGCAGCGAAACGCCCAUGCAGAGCGCCGGUGGCUGCUGA
Besnoitia besnoiti is the source of this 10821-nucleotide messenger RNA. RefSeq lists its product as uncharacterized. The record is from RefSeq and is a predicted model, not a curated record. NCBI's taxonomy places the organism in Eukaryota, Apicomplexa, Conoidasida, Eucoccidiorida, Sarcocystidae. The coding region runs from base 1 to 10821 and encodes 3606 amino acids. The transcript is spliced from 4 exons. Gene Ontology annotation, molecular function: oxidoreductase activity.